Molecule: messenger RNA, 3971 nt
Organism: Stegostoma tigrinum
Lineage: Eukaryota; Metazoa; Chordata; Chondrichthyes; Orectolobiformes; Stegostomatidae
Product: SHC-transforming protein 1-like
Exons: 12
Coding region: 877-2748 (623 amino acids)
Biological process (GO): intracellular signal transduction; cell surface receptor protein tyrosine kinase signaling pathway
Cellular component (GO): plasma membrane
Molecular function (GO): receptor tyrosine kinase binding
Source: RefSeq, a predicted model, not a curated record
GCUUUCUGCUGAUUGGGUGAGAGGAAACCACCCCAGGGAUUGUCAGUCAAUUACAGCGAGCUACACUUCAUUCACAGAUUUAUUAGCAUGUGCGCGCGGGCGGGGGGAAACAAACUCAUUCAUAAAACGUUCAUUCACAAAAUUGCACCAAUUCCUCUUGUCCACUUGAUUUACUGACCCUACCAUGGUGUCCCCGCCUUGCAACUCGCAGCCGGGGCUGACUGUUGUUUAGGGGCAAUGCCAUCUUAAGACAUUAAGACCCUUACCCGGUUAAGCAGUGUCAGUUUUAGCGUCCUGAAGAGCACCUUUUGGAAGACGGAUUUAUAAAAGCCCCCUCCCCGGUCAACGUUAUUGAGUCUUUUUUUUAGAUACAGAUCUUGAGGGCAAGGGGAGGGGGCAAUUCAAACGACUGGGACUACCUCUUUCAGUGGGUGGAGGGGAGAUCUAACCCACUAGGGCUUUUGAUGUUAAACCUGAGUUGCCUUUAGAGGUGGAUGCAUUAUUGUCUGGAUCGUGCGAGAGAGAAAAGAGGGGGGUCAGUGGGUCGGCUGACUGGGCAGUAGCAGCAGAGUCGAGGGCAGAUACACCAGUCAUUUCCUCCACCCCCCACACACCUCUCCUUAAAGCAGCGCGAUCCAAACUUGUACAUCAUUGCAGUUUGAGAACGGGGGUGUCGCACAGUACAUCAAAGCGGCGUCUUUUGUUUAUUUUUUUUCUGAGUGGGGAAAGCAGUUUUACUGUGUUAGCAUGAGGCACAGGGCAUCAACGACACGUCGAUGAAACCAACGCGGUUUUGGUCUAGUCUAGCCUAGCCUGUGGCUGCUUUCAGAACUCCAAAAGCUCUCGGAGAGCCGGAUUGUUUUCGGCAGUAGGGCUAUGAGAGAACGUGUUGGUUGUAAUUUUACUGGACCCUCAUCAUAUGUUGAAGGAUUUUUCAGAACGUCGGGCAUGCUUCACAGGGCAAAGUACAGUCGUUUCAGAAACGAUUCUUUAACAUCAUUAGAUGACACCCCGUCCAGCGCUUCGCUGAGGGUCAAGAAUUCCUCCAGCUCCCCUUGCUCUCCACUGACGCCCGGCUCUCCAGCAGAUGAACUCUCAACCGAGUCAGGGCACGCUUCGACCGCUCUGUGCACCUUCACCCCCAAGAUGACCAACCUGAAACUGUCUAACCCGGCCAGCCUGCUUGGUCUCAAGAGCUUGUCACUGGGCGCGAAAGAAAUAGCCCGGGUGAAAGUGACCGACACCUUCAGCGCUCAGAGUCUCUCUUCCUCCGCUCUUGAUCUAACCAGCUGCCUCUCUGCAUUCCCUCACCCCAAACAGGAGCUCCACAAGUUGGCCACAAGCACAAUGCAAAUUGGAGAGGGGCAAUCCGUCAGCAAAGACUGGGCCAAAGUUUCGCCACUUCCCCGGGGCGAUGUUCUGAGCUCUGGCGCACUGUACGCCGUGAGAUAUAUGGGCUGUGUCGAAGUAUUGCAAUCCAUGAGGUCACUUGAUUUCAAUACAAGAACCCAAGUCACGAGAGAAGCAAUAAGCAGAGUGUGUGAGGCUGUGCCAGGUGCAAAAGGAGCCAUGAGAAGAAGAAAGCCUCCCAGCAAAGGGUUGUCUACAAUCUUGGGGAAGAGUAACCUCCAGUUUUCAGGAAUGAACAUCAUAAUGAGCAUCUCUACACGCAGUCUCAAUUUGAUGCUCCCACAUUCCAAACAGAUCAUCGCCAACCACCACAUGCAGUCAAUCUCAUUCGCCUCUGGAGGUGAUCCAGACACAACUGAUUAUGUUGCUUAUGUUGCCAAGGACCCAGUAAAUCAAAGAGCCUGCCAUAUUCUAGAGUGUUCUGAUGAUUUAGCCCAGGAUGUUAUAAAUACCAUCGGAAAAGCAUUUGAACUUCGUUUUAAACAAUACUUGAAGAAUUCACCUGUAGUUAUUACACCUAAUGAAAGAAGACCAGGCAUUGCAAUAUGGAAUGUGGAGGGUGAUGAAGAUCAGAACCAUGGAUACUACAAUGAAACAGCAGGUAAACUAGCACCACCUGGAAGUCCACAAAAUCCAAAAGUAAAGAAGGACACAGCAGCCUACAGUAAUAACAACCAAACAAAAAAAGAUGGAGACUUUUUGCAGACUGCUAGCCCAUCAUCUGUUACUACUUAUGAAAAUUAUUCAGAUCCACACAAAGAAACCUUCAUUAUGGCAGGCAAUUCAUGGACUAGAUUUCCACAAACUAAUAGAAAUAUUCUGCCAAUCAAAGCCAUCAGCAGGUCUGAUCUUUUUGAUGAUCCAUCUUACAUGAACACCCAGCAUAUGGAAAACCCCACCUCUUCUGCCAGGAGUGGAACUUCAGGCCAGAUCUUUGAUAUCAUGUGCAAAGAUGUAUAUGACCAAAAACAAGCAGACGUUGCAACAGUCAACAGUGCUACAGCUGUCCCACUGUCUACCAGCUUGUCUUCCAUGAGAGAACAACUGGCAAAGGAAGUCUGGUGGCGUGGAAGAAUGAGCAGACAGGAAGCUGAAAGGCUACUGAUAAAAGAUGGUGACUUUCUAGUGCGCGAAAGCGUAACUACAUCAGAACAAUAUGUACUGACUGGGUUGCAGGGAGGACAAGCUAAGCAUUUACUACUGGUGGACCCUGAAGGCUUGGUGAGAACAAAGGACUGCAUAUUUGAUAGUGUCAGUCACUUGAUCAGCUACCACAUGGACAACCAACUGCCAAUCAUCUCAUCAGGAAAUGAACUCUACCUUAAAAGAAAUGUCUAAAAUGAACAUUAAGCAACUUUUGGACAAAAAAAGAGUUUGCUUACAGAUACAGCCAUUUGCACUUGCCUGGAUAGUUUGGAAAGCUGUCUGACUGAGAACCCACAGGCCAUGUAGGCUGCAAUGGUCACAAUCACUUUGUACUUCAGACAUGGUGUUUGCUACAAGAAGAUAAUUUUAAUGUGUCAAUGUAUAUAAUAUUUUAGGAACAUGUAUGAAGAAAUUAGUGUAGUUACAUACUGUGUGACUGUUUUUCUUUAUUUCUAAGCACAAAUGGCAUUGAGAACAUGCAAAAGUCAAUCCUAAUGAACUACAGAUCAUAAAAAUGUGCCUUGAUUUCAAAGAGAUUACAGCAUAUGAAGAAUCUCCUCUUUUCCGAAUGAUUUUAUAUGCUGGAUACUGCAAAUAAAAUCACUUGUUUGGAACCUGUUUCACUACCUUUGCACGAGAAUUCUAGGAAGCAAAAACAUUUAGGAAGUGGAAUAGUGUUUUAGUCAUGCUUUUGCUCUGUACCAAUGCAGUUUGCAUUUUGAGUUCCAAUGUCCCACAUUGCUUUGAAAAGCACUUUAUGAAUGCGGGGCUUUACCGCUUUCCUUUAUUUUUGAAAUGUUAAAAGAUCUGUCACAAACACGCACCUAUCCAUACGUAUGUGUGUGUGUGUACGUGUGUGUGUGUGUGUGUGUGUGUAUAUAUAUUCAUACAUAUAAAAUAAAUACAUUUAUAAAAGAAUUGAUUUUUUUCAUUCAAGUUAUGUUUACUGGUGUACUAAAGCUGUUGGGGAAAAUAAAUUUUGCAAGAUCAGACAAAUCUUUUCAUAAUGAUAAAUGGAGAAUAAUUUUAGAUAUAGACGUAAUUCUAUAAGUUUACCUACUUGUUGUAAUAUGAAUAUUAAUGAGAAAAUUAGAAUUUCAGAAGCAGAAUGAUAUUUUUAAUAUUUUUGGCUAGGUUUUCACACAAGUAGAAUAUACAUGCAACGAUUAUUUUCAUCCUUGCAUCAGAGCAUGGCAUGAUGGAGAUUUAUGUUACUGUUCUUCUCCCAUAUCUGUAACAGUCUAACUUGGUGCCAGAUUUCAAAGAACAGAUACAAGAUAUUUCCAUUGCAUGAUAACUCCACUUAAUUGAAACAAACUUAAUCAGUUAGAGUAUUUUUAAAGCUUAAAAUUGUGAAUUGUGCAUGACUUCUAAUGCAGUAUCAUUUGUAAAUAAUUUUGCAGCUCUGCUGUGCA